Messenger RNA from Microthlaspi erraticum, 294 nucleotides. The record is from the annotation of a GenBank genome assembly. NCBI's taxonomy places the organism in Eukaryota, Viridiplantae, Streptophyta, Magnoliopsida, Brassicales, Brassicaceae.
AUGAAGAAAGUCAACUUUGUGUCUGCUGAAGAGAUGGAACCAGUCCAAGAAGGGGAGGAUACACAAUUUGCUGAGGUGUGCUACAUGAGCAAUGGGCAAGGAGGUUACAACAAAGGAUACUAUAAUUACAAGUCCAACCCUGCCAUGUCAUACCGCAACACUGAUGUUGCUAACCCUCAGGACCAAGUCUAUCCUCAACAACAAGCAGCUCGAUCGAGUCAAGCCCCACAACAUGGGUAUGGUCAAAAGAACAAUUACCAAGGACCCAAGGGACUUUCCCUGGACAACAAAUGA